Messenger RNA from Drosophila grimshawi, 2810 nucleotides. It is a transcript of the gene AMPKalpha, whose product is annotated as 5'-AMP-activated protein kinase catalytic subunit alpha-2. The record is from RefSeq and is a predicted model, not a curated record. NCBI's taxonomy places the organism in Eukaryota, Metazoa, Arthropoda, Insecta, Diptera, Drosophilidae. Gene Ontology annotation, biological process: intracellular signal transduction; protein phosphorylation. The coding region runs from base 55 to 1824 and encodes 589 amino acids. The transcript has 2 exons. Gene Ontology annotation, molecular function: protein serine/threonine kinase activity; ATP binding. Gene Ontology annotation, cellular component: cytoplasm.
AACAAGAAGAACAAUAACAAUUAGCGAUAACAGCAGCAGUCGCAGCAUCUGAGAAUGCCACAGAUGAGAGCCGCUGCCGCUGAGGCGGCUGCAGCGGGCAAUGCGAACCCUCAGCCGCUGGUGAAGAUCGGACACUAUCUGCUUGGUGCCACACUCGGCACGGGCACCUUUGGCAAGGUGAAAAUUGGCGAGCAUCAAAUCACACGGCUGAAGGUCGCCGUCAAGAUACUCAAUCGCCAGAAGAUCAAGAGUCUCGAUGUUGUCUCCAAAAUCAAGCGAGAGAUCCAAAAUCUCAAACUCUUCCGGCAUCCGCACAUCAUUAAGCUAUACCAGGUCAUCUCAACACCAUCGGAUAUAUUCAUGAUAAUGGAGUAUGUCAGCGGCGGCGAGCUGUUCGAUUAUAUUGUGAAGCAUGGAAAGCUGCAGGAGCAUCAGGCGCGACGCUUCUUCCAGCAGAUCAUAUCGGGCGUGGACUAUUGCCAUCGGCACAUGAUCGUCCACAGGGAUCUGAAGCCAGAGAAUCUGCUGCUCGAUCACAAUAUGCACGUGAAAAUUGCCGACUUCGGUCUGUCCAAUAUGAUGCUGGACGGUGAGUUUCUGCGCACAUCAUGCGGCUCACCAAAUUAUGCAGCGCCCGAGGUGAUAUCGGGCAAACUGUAUGCCGGUCCCGAGGUGGACAUCUGGUCGUGUGGCGUCAUACUGUAUGCGCUGCUGUGCGGCACUCUGCCGUUCGAUGAUGAGCAUGUGCCAUCGCUGUUCCGCAAGAUUAAGUCGGGCAUCUUUCCGAUACCCGAAUAUCUCAAUAAGCAGGUGGUCAACUUGGUGUGCCAGAUGCUGCAGGUGGAUCCGCUGAAGCGUGCCACCAUCGAGGAGAUCAAGAAGCACGAGUGGUUCCAAAAGGAGCUGCCCGCCUAUCUAUUCCCCUCAUCGAUCGAGCAGGACUCGAAUGUCAUCGAUACGUACGCCGUCUCCGAGGUCUGCACCAAAUUUGGCGUCAAGGAGUCCGAGGUGCACAAUUCAUUGCUCAGCGGUGAUCCGCACGAUCAGCUGGCAAUCGCCUAUCAUCUGAUCAUCGAUAAUAAACGUUUCGCCGAUGAUGCCGCCACACAAAUUAGCGAGAUAAAUAACUUUUUUGUGGCCGGCUCACCGCCACCGGCAACACAAUUGACGCACUCCACCCACGAGCCGCGCACCAGCGGCGCUGAGCCGAUCGCCACCGUUUUUGUUGGUGGCGGCACAGCUGCCAGUUCGGGCAGUGCAACGCCCGUUCACAACGGUCCAAUGGGUGGCAGCGUUGCCACCAGCGGCAUUGCAGUGCCAACCAUACGGCCACAUCCCGAACGGAUAGCACCGAUGCGCGAACGCCAGCUGGCCAUGUCUGUGCAGAAUACGGGUGGCGCCGCCUUUCCCGAGAAGACAGCGCGCGGCGGCACACCAAUUAAGCGGGCCAAAUGGCAUCUAGGCAUACGAUCGCAGAGCAAGCCGAACGACAUCAUGCUCGAGGUAUAUCGGGCGAUGAAGGCGCUCAACUACGAGUGGAAGAUCAUCAAUCCGUAUCAUGUCCGUGUCCGGCGCCAGAAUGUGAAGACUGGCAAAUUUUCGAAAAUGUCGCUGCAGCUUUAUCAAGUGGAUGCGAAGAGCUAUCUGCUUGACUUUAAGUCGCUGACCAACGAUGAGGUCGAACAGGGCGACGAUGUCAUCAUGGAGAGCCUAACGCCGCCACCGAUGAGCGUCAGCGGCACAAUGCCCAUGCAGCCAACGGGCCACCACACCAUGGAGUUCUUUGAGAUGUGUGCCGCACUCAUCAUACAGCUGGCGCGUUAAGAACACGCCUACCAAAACACACCUAUUUUUUGAAUUCACCCUCCCCACACACACACACAAAUACACAUACAACACACACAGUAAUAUACACACACACAACAAACACACACACAGAAAUAUACACACACACAACAAACACACACACACACAUCAUGAUACAGCAGCCAAAUGAAUGAGGAAAAUGAAAACUAUAUUUUGCUUGCCAAUUUCAAUUCAGCCCAACAAUUUUGAAAAUAUGAUUUUUAAUUUCAAUGACGAUUCGAAAUUUGUCAGCAUCUUUAAUUGCUUAAAGUUCACAAAUAACAAAUGAUUGUAUUAUGUUUAAUAUUGGUCGCAAACAGUUGAUAUAUAUUUAAAUAUGAAGAACGCAGAAUUGUCGAGCGAUUUUCUCGUACAACAGAUUCAUUUGGCAGCCACAUCAUGAUAUUAUUAUUAUUAUUAUUAUUAUAUAUUAUCUAGCAAACUGUUGAGCAAAAUGCGCAAAAAAAAAGAAUAUUCUUUUGCAGUGCAGUUCAUAAUCCAUUUAGUUUUUUAAUUGUGUUGCUACGCUUGGCGCUUAAUUCUUUUUUUUUUUAUUGGUUGAUGAGUCGCGUAUGAUUUUUUAUUUUUCUUAUAGUAUUGUAUUGUAUAUUGUAUUAAUUGCUAAUGAGUCAAAAACACACACAGCUGAUAAAGAAGAAAAUAAUAAUAAUGCAAUACGUAUUUGAUUUAACGAUUUAACUUGAAGAUGCAAUAAUCGACUAUUUCCCCACUUCCGCCUUUGCUGGCUAAUCUAUUCUAUUCUAUCCGCUGGCCGUUGGUUUCUUGGUCUCUUGGCAAAAAUAAUAAUAAUUGUUAACAAAUUUUGUAUAUGGUAUAAGGCAUAGCUGAAAUACGAUGCUUGCAGCAAAUGUUUUCGUAAUUCUAUCUGUAACAAGAAAAAGUGAAACUAACUAAAUAUAUACGAUAUAUAAACAAAACAAUAUCAAGUUGCCAGCAAAUAUUGA